GCGAUGGAUCCAAAUGAUGAUAAUGGAAUUAUACUAGUAAGUCAUUCUUCACUAUAGUCCUGGAGUGUCAUCAAAUCUGGAUUUAAAAAGUCAGGAUAUUUUUAAGUCCGGGAUGCCUUUUUAUCCGAAAAUCCUGCUCGACCGUGCAACUCCACUCGGAUUUAAAAGUCCGUAAAAUUUCCGGAUGAAUUUCCUCGAUCAACUCCGGUAAAAAACAUUCUGUAUGAGUUUUUCGCUGGCAAUAAAAAGCAAUACAAGUCCGAUUGUUAAUCAGUUGUAUAUCACUCUUAGAUCGUACAUCAAGUAAGUAAAGUGUGACUUAAUAGUGUAAGUCCACAAUAGGACACAAACACAACACCGUUAAAUUUUACUGUAAUGCAACCGAAGUUGCACUAAAUUACAGUUUUAAGUAACUAUAGGAGUCGACCGACAUCACAGAAUGAUACUCUAGUGUGUGCAGACAUGGCGUAUGAAUGGAAGCAACUCCAGAUGUACUUUAAUAAUGAAACUACUAGUAUUACUAUUAUACUCUAUGACAUGUGGACUUGCAUUGCUGUAUAUUCCAACUGACAAACUCAUCCAGAAUUUUUUCCCGGACUUGAGAGGUUUUUUAAGAAACUAUCGGAGUUGAUAGAGGGAAAUUGAUCCGGAAAUAAGUCAUCCGGAUUCCAGCAUGUUCGGCAAAUGAUUUAUCCGGACAUGUUGGAUUCUGGAUGAAUAGUUUUCGGAUGGGUUAAAAAAAAGGAUUUUAAUAAUCCGGAUUUCAUGACACUUACUCCUAUAGCCUAUAAUAAUUCUACUGAAUGAUAUCUAACUUUUUAGCCAGAAGUGCAUGGAACUCUUGAGUUCAAAGAUGUUCAAUUUCGUUAUCCAACAAGACCGGAAUUUCGAAUUUUAAAGCACUUUUCACUUGGUUGUGCGACGAAUGGCACCACUGCACUUGUUGGCCCGUCUGGAAAUGGAAAGAGUACAUGUGUAGCUCUUAUUGAGAGAUUUUAUGAUACAACCAGCGGCGCUAUCAUGUUAGAUGUUCAACAAGAACCAGUUUUGUUUAACUUUUCCAUUCGAGAAAAUAUUGCUUAUGGAAGCUGUCAGACAGCAGUGACCCAGGAAGAAAUUGAAGCUGCUGCCAAAAUGUCAAAUAGUCAUGAUUUCAUCAAAUCUUUACCACAAGGCUAUGACACUAUCUGUGGGGCACGAGGAAACCAAAUGAGUGGAGGCCAGAAGCAAAGAAUUGCAAUUGCAAGAGCUCUUGUAAGAAACCCAAAAAUUCUUCUGUUGGAUGAGGCUACUGCUGCACUGGACAAUAAAAGUGAAAAGAUUGUUCAACAAGCGCUUGAACAAGCUCAAACUGGAAGAACAUGUUUAUCGAUCGCCCAUCGUUUGAGCACGAUUCGAAAUAGUGAAAAAAUUGCCGUUGUUGUUCAUGGGGAAUUCUAUGAUUAUAUUGAACAAUUAGCCAGUGAGCCGGUAAAAUUGCUUUGCAAAGUGCAAGGAAUUAGAUCAAUGGUUGCAUUAGCUGAUACAACAAAGGAUGAAAUAUUAAAUGAGGAUUUAUGUUACGAAGAGGAUGAUAACUACAAAGAAAUGACACAAUAA
Molecule: messenger RNA, 1599 nt
Organism: Didymodactylos carnosus
Lineage: Eukaryota; Metazoa; Rotifera; Eurotatoria; Philodinida; Philodinidae
Source: the annotation of a GenBank genome assembly